This is a messenger RNA of Pipistrellus nathusii (Nathusius's pipistrelle), 1767 nucleotides long. The record is from the annotation of a GenBank genome assembly. NCBI's taxonomy places the organism in Eukaryota, Metazoa, Chordata, Mammalia, Chiroptera, Vespertilionidae.
AUGGCGGUGCGACAGGCGCUGGGCCGCGGCCUGCAGCUCGGCCGAGCGCUGCUGCUUCGCUUCACGGCCAAACCCGGCCCGACCUACGGCUGGGGACGGCCCGAGUGGCCGGGGCCCGCGGCGGCCCGGGGUCGCGGUGAGCGCCCGGGCCAGGCCGCGGGCCCCGGCGCGGAGCCGCGCAGGCUCGGGCUCGGGCUGCCGGACCGCUACCGCUUCUUCCGCCAGUCGGUGGCGGGGCUGGCGGCGCGGCUCCAGCGGCAGUUCGUGGUGCGGGCCCGGGGCGGCGCGGGCCCCUGCGGCCGGGCCGUCUUUCUGGCCUUCGGGCUGGGGCUGGGCCUGGUGGAGGAGAAGCAGGCGGAGGGCCGGCGGGCGGCCUCGGCGUGUCAGGACAUCCAGACCAUUUUCACCCAGAAAAGCAAGCUGCUCCCUGACCCGCUGGACACUAGACGCUGGCAGGGCUUCCAGCUGGAGGAGUACCUGAUAGGGCAGUCCAUUGGCAAGGGCUGCAGUGCUGCUGUGUAUGAGGCCACCAUGCCUGUGUUGCCCCGGAACCUGGAGGUGGCAAAGAGCAUCCGGCUUCUUCCAGGGAGCGCCCCAGACAUCAUCCCCCCAGGAGAGGGGCGCACUCCACAGCCCCCAGCUUUCCCCUUCGCCAUCAAGAUGAUGUGGAACAUCAGGGCCGGCUCCUCCAGCGAAGCCAUCUUUAGAACAAUGAGCCAGGAGCUAGUCCCAGCUAGUCGAGUGGCCUUGACCGGGGAAUAUGGAGACUUCACUUACAGAAAAUCUAAGGGAGGUCUGAAGCAGCUGGCUCCUCACCCUAACAUCAUCCGGGUCUUCCGCGCCUUCACAUCAUCUGUCCCGCUGCUGCCAGGGGCCCUGGUCGACUAUCCAGAUGUGCUGCCCCCACGUCUUUACCCUGAAGGCGUGGGCCACGGGCGGACGCUUUUCCUCGUCAUGAAGAACUACCCCUGUACUCUGCGCCAGUACCUUCAAGUGAAGACCCCAAGCCCCCGCCUCGCCACUGUGAUGAUCUUGCAGCUCUUGGAAGGAGUGGAUCAUCUGGUUCAACAGGGCGUCGCACACAGAGACCUGAAAUCUGACAACAUCCUUGUGGAGCUGGAUGCAAACGGCUGCCCCUGGCUGGUAAUCUCGGAUUUUGGUUGCUGCCUGGCUGAUGAACGCAUCGGCCUGCAGUUGCCCUUCACCAGCUGGAAUGUGGAUCGGGGCGGAAACGGCUGCCUGAUGGCUCCUGAGGUGGCCACGGCCUGCCCUGGCCCCAGGGCGGUGAUUGACUACAGCAAGGCUGAUGCCUGGGCAGUGGGAGCACUCGCCUAUGAAAUCUUCGGGCUCCCCAAUCCUUUUUACGGCGAGAAUGGAGUCUACCUUGAAAGCCGAAGCUACCAAGAGACUCAGCUGCCUGCACUGCCCGAGUCCGUGCCUCUAGAUGCAAGACAGCUGGUGAGAUCACUGCUGCAGCGGAAGGCCAGCAAGAGACCAUCUGCCCGAGUAGCUGCUAACGUGCUUCACUUAAGCCUCUGGGGCGAGCACACUCUAGCCCUGAAGAGCCUGAAACUAGACAAGAUGAUCGGCUGGCUGCUCCAACAAUCAGCAGCCACUCUGUUGGCCGACCGGCUUGCGGAGAAGAGCUGUGUGGAAACAAAAAUGAAGAUGUUGUUUCUGGCCAACCUGGAACACGAGACGCUGUGCCAGGCAGCCCUCCUCCUCUGCUCGUGGAGGGCAGCCCCAGGAAGCUGUUGUAGCCGCUGA